AUGCCACUGGCCGAGGGCCUAUUCCUCGAGGCUCUCCUGGCUCCUUUACAACCAAUACGUGGUAGUGUGCGAGCAACGUUCUCACUGCCGCGAUAUGUCUCCUUGUUGGGAAUUAAGCCUAGACCCCUGAACGUGGCUACCCGCGUCUGGUCUGAGGCUUGGCUCGAUGUUCAGUCUAUAUCAAACUGGGCUGACGGGAAUGCCCCGAAUGAGGCGCUGGUUCUUGGACCAGUAUCCAGCGAGAUUUUUGAAUCAUCUAAAAGUUUAUGGCCCUGUUGGAUCUCAUUCUUUUCGUCAAGUCCCGCAAAACACCCACCACCCAGACCGAAAAAUCUAAAUAAACUCAAUAUGGCGUUUCCCCCCUCUCCACUUGAAACCAUUAAGUGGAACGCCCUCGGCCUCUCGAUCACUGACGCCGUAAACGGCCACGUGGAAUCCACCUAUACUCUCUCCACCGGCGCCUGGUCCACCCCCAAAUUCGUCUCAGACCCUUUCCUCCGCGUCCAUGGCCUCUCGCCGGCCCUAAACUAUGGCCAACAAGCCUACGAGGGCCUCAAAGCCCACCGCUCCCCAUCCAACUCCAUCCUCCUCUUCCGCCCCGCCGACCACGCCGCCCGCCUUUCCAACUCCGCCGCCUACGUUUCCAUCCCACCCAUCCCGGAAGCGCAUUUCCUGCAAUGCGUCAAGAUGGCCGUCGCGCGGAACGCAGAAUGGGUCGCCCCCCACACCUCCGAAGCCCUCCUCUACAUCCGCCCCCUCGUCUUCGGCAGCAGCGGCCACCUCGCCCUAACCGCGCCCACCGAGUUCACCUUCGCGGUCUUCGUGCAGCCGGGGACUACAUACCACGGCGUGCAGCCCCUCCCCGCCGUCGUAGUCGAGGACUUCGACCGUGCCGCUCCCCGAGGAACCGGCGGUGGAAAGGUGGGCGGCAACUACGCCCCCGUCAUCCGCUGGACAGACCGCGCGCGCACACAGGGGUACGGGGUGACGCUGCACCUGGACGCACAGACGCGGACCUGCGUCGAAGAGUUCAGCACGUCCGGUUUCAUUGGCGUGUGGAAAGCGGGUGAACACGUCACGCUCGUCGUGCCCGACAGCAAGAACAUCGUCGCUAGCAUCACGAGCGAUAGCUGUCUUGCGCUAGCGGAGUCGUUCGGGUGGACCGUGGAGCGGCGGGAGAUCCCGUGGAGCGAGUGCAAGUUCUUCGACGAGGUGGUGGCGGUGGGGACGGCGGCGAGCUUGCUGCCGAUAAGGAGUUUGCAUCGCCCGAGUACCGGGGAGACGUUUUACUAUGGGGAUAGCACGGGUGACGUGACGGUGAAGCUGGGGACGGCGAUGAGGAAUUUGAUGCGCGGGAAGGUGGAAGAUGGGUUUGGGUGGACGGUUGAGGUGAAGGAAGGGGAUUUAUUGGCUGAGGAGAGUAUUAUCGCUGAAGAGCCUGUUGUAGAGGCGGUUAGUGAGCAGCCUGCUGAGGUCGUUGAUGAGAAGGCGAAUGGGGUCGAGAAUGUUAAUGGAUCGAUUGGUAGCAAGGGGACAGAAGUGGAAGAGAAAGCGUGACUAUCACGGGUACAGAAGACUCUUAGACAUCUCUGGUGUUUGGGUUGAGCGUUUGGGCAUCAGUCAUAU
Molecule: messenger RNA, 1626 nt
Organism: Mytilinidion resinicola
Lineage: Eukaryota; Fungi; Ascomycota; Dothideomycetes; Mytilinidiales; Mytilinidiaceae
Product: D-aminoacid aminotransferase-like PLP-dependent enzyme
Exons: 4
Coding region: 1-1557 (518 amino acids)
Biological process (GO): branched-chain amino acid metabolic process
Molecular function (GO): branched-chain-amino-acid:2-oxoglutarate transaminase activity
Source: RefSeq, a predicted model, not a curated record